GCUGUGUGAGCGCCCGCCAUGCCCCACCAGAAGAGUCUACCGUGGCCCACCGGAAGCGUCUACCAUGGCCCACCAGAAGCGUGAGAGCGCGGGGAGCAGCAUGUUGGACCACAGGGCAAGGCCGGGUCCUGUCCCCCACCACCAGGAGCCCGAGAGCGAGGACGUGGAGCUGCCCUUGGAGGGCUAUGUGCCCGAGGGCCUGGAGCUGGUCGCCCUGCGGCCAGAGAGCCCCACGCCCAAGGAGCAGGAGUGCCACAACCACAGCCCCGAUGGGGACUCCAGUUCCGACUACGUGAACAACACCUCUGAGGAGGACGACUAUGACGAGGGCCUCCCUGAGGAGGAGGAGGGCAUCCCCUGCCACAUCCGCUACUGCCCCGAGGACGAAAGCUACCUGGAGGGCAUGGACUGCAACGGGGAGGAGUACCUGGCCCACGGCGCGCAUCCUAUGGACACUGACGGGUGCCAGGAUGCAGUGGACUGGACGGCCUGGGCGGGCCUGCAGCCCCAUGGUCACGGGGCUAAAGGCAGCCAGGACUACCCUGAUGGCCAACUGCCCAACACGGAGGAUGUGUCCUCCGUCCUGGAGGCCCACGACCAGGAAGAAGACGGUCACUACUGUCCCAGCAAAGAGGGCUACCAGGACUACUACCCUGCGGAGGCUAACGGGAACACCGGCGCUUCUGCCUACCCCCUGAGGUGCGGGGACGGGGACCUGGAGGACCAGGAGGACCAGGAGGACCAGGAGGAGGACAUCGACCAGAUCGUGGCAGAGAUCAAGAUAAGCCUGAGCAUGACCAGCAUCACCAGCACCAGUGAGGCCAGCCCUGAGCAUGGGCCUGAGCCAGGGCCUGCAGACUCUGCAGAGGCCUGCCCACCCAUCAAGGCCAGCUGCAGCCCCAGCAGGCAAGAGGCGAGGCCCAAGUCGCUGAACCUCCUUCCCGAGGCCAAGCACCCCGGAGACCCCCAGAGAGGCUUCAAGCCCAAGACCAGGACCCCAGAAGAGAGGCUGAAGUGGCCUCACGAGCAGGUAGGACUCUGGCUGUCCCGGGGAAGGGAGCAGAGGGGCCCUAGAGCAAGGGACCUCAGGGUACAGGCCUCGCAGAUGCUGAAGCGAGGCGGUGGGGGGUGCUGGGUGCCUUAUAGUUCUAAUGGUGGCUGAGCUCUUCAUUGGUCCAGUUGGGAGAC
Molecule: messenger RNA, 1188 nt
Organism: Pan troglodytes (chimpanzee)
Lineage: Eukaryota; Metazoa; Chordata; Mammalia; Primates; Hominidae
Product: amyloid-beta A4 precursor protein-binding family A member 2-like
Exons: 1
Coding region: 65-1162 (365 amino acids)
Source: RefSeq, a predicted model, not a curated record